Molecule: messenger RNA, 3685 nt
Organism: Ceutorhynchus assimilis (cabbage seed weevil)
Lineage: Eukaryota; Metazoa; Arthropoda; Insecta; Coleoptera; Curculionidae
Source: the annotation of a GenBank genome assembly
CUUCCGCAGGCUCCGAAACCCAAAAGCUCAACGCAAAAGCUCUCGCAGUUCCUUCGCAUUCUCGUUCGCAGUCCGGCAGGACGGCACCGUCGACGUCGCGACGCUCCGCGUGCUCGACACGUGCUUAAGAGAUUUUCGCGUUCUGCAGCAGGUGGACGCGGGACCAAACUUUUAUUAUUGCGGGGGAGGAUUUCAGUGAUCCCAAAGGUUUUUUAUUUUUAUUGAGGGGUUGACUGAACACUAAAUAUGUUUGGAUUAAAUUUUUUUUUGGUGUUUGUUGAGUGGUUGGUGAUGGUUUGGACGUUGCAGGGGCGAGUUUAGAAAGAUGCCAUCGAAAAUGAGUCUCGGCGGCAGCCAGUGUCACAUGUUGGAGCAGCCCAGCUGGUCCAGUCCGUCGGCUAGUCCGUCGCCGCCUCCACCACCGUUGCCGCCCCCAGUGGCGGCGCGUUGGGCCAGGACUGAGCAAAACAGCCAAGAUUCGUGUCCGCACUGUAGAGGACGACUGGCUUCCUUGCCUACUAGGACGACAUCGUUGAGCAGUUACAGUUGCAAAGAUCGGAGUACGCCAGUUCCAAGACCGCCGGACGACGAAGACUCGUUUCCCGUUAUCUGUGAUAGAGACUUUCAUUCGUUACAUCGAAAUAUUCCUGCUCUACGACGUCGCGACGUCGAUACUACGACUAUAAAGCAACAUUAUUAUCCUGAAGGUGGUUGGGGUUGGUUGGUAUGUGGUGCAGCAUUCCUAGCACACCUCCUCACCUCAGGUAUGCAACUAGCUUUUGGACUAUUGUACCUCUACACAAUGAAGUUCCUAAUUAAGAGCAAGAGCGAAAACGAGAGGGAAUUUUACGUAAUGGCAACAGCCUGGUUAGGUGCAUUAUGUCUCUGCGUAUCGUUUACAACAUCGCCCCUGAUAGUGGCAGUUUGUCGAAGAAAAUCCACCAGACUAGCAGCUGUUAUAGGCGGCUUAGUAAUGGCUUUGGCCUGUUUGUUCACUUCGUUUGCCGUUAAAUUUCAUCAGGCCUUGCUCAGUUACGGUUUAGUACUUGGUUUGGGUUCUGGAAUUGUUAGAGAAACGUCUACCAUAGUUUUGGGGCAUUAUUUUAAGAGGAGAAGAGAGUUUGUUGAAAUGGUAGCUCAAGCUGGUACUGGUGUUGGAAUAGCGUUGUUUUCUGUUUUAUAUAAAGAAGGCAUUGGGAAACUAGGUUGGAGAUUAGGUCUCCAAGCAAUCACAGGUCUCCUAGCUCUAGCAUUUUUUCUACCGAUCGUCUACAGAUCGGCCAACUUGUACCACCCGCAACGCAGAGCUAUCAUGCACCUGAAAAACCAAAGAAGAAAAAUGAAAGAGAAAAAGACCCAUUCGAAAAACAAAAAAGCCCCAAUGUUCGAUUUCAGCCCGUUGAAAAGCAGAGGGUUGCGGGUGAUAAUGCUGGCUUGCGGAUUCGGUGCGCUGGGCAUUUACGCUCCGAUUUUUUAUUUGGUUUAUCAAGGCUACAGGGAAGGACUGGAGGACAGUGCUUUGGUACUGCUUCAAACUUUUAUGGGGUUCGCUUCUGCUUUGGGCUGUGUGGGCUUUGGCUUGAUAACUGUUAAACCCAGCACGCAGUGCCUCAUAUCCAGACAGUACUUAUGUCAGACUGCUUUAAUUGGAAUUGGUAUAUCUUUGUUAGCUCUCAGUGCAGUUCAAGGGUAUCACGGUUACGUACUAUUUGUGUGGCUCUAUGGAAUUUGCCUGGGAGGUUUCACCUAUUCCUUGAAAAUGUUUGCUUUGGAGCGUAUUAAAAAUAAACAUUUUACUAAAGCCUGGAGCUUUAUUCAGGGUGCCAAGUCGAUUCCGGUACUUCUUGGUAUCCCGUUGACUGGUUACAUUAAUCAGGCUUAUCCCAAGGCUGGGUACUAUUUUAGCUUUUGUACUGCAUUGAUUGGUGCAAGCCUAAUGUUCCUAGUAGGCACAAGGAAAGACCACCUAAGCCUGCAAGCUAGUCCUGCAACUAAUUGCAAUCUGAACGGCUGUGGUGGAGUUGCAAAUAUAAACGAGUGCGUCUGCAGUGUUGGAGCGUAUAACGGUAUCUGCGCAGCCACUCCAGAACUAAUCCAGUACAACUUUUGUAGACAAGGCAGUAACCAGUACGAAAGGAUAUUUUCGAACUUUGACGAUUUUCACGCCAACAAACCCAACAUGAAUAAUUUCCAUAGGCAUUCUUAUCGUCAAAAAGCUCCAGAACACAUAAUCCACUAUUUACCAAAGAGUCUCAGCUACGCGGCCAAUAUUGACCAUUCUGCGUACCACACGCCAAAGCACCAUGUUCCUGUGAACCAUCACGAUUUAGUACGCUUUUCUUCACUGCCAAGACCUCACCAUCGAGGUAUCCUGAGACCUAGCAAGAGCGUGCCAGAAGGCUUAGCCAGAUGGGAGUAUUGCGGUUCUUAUAGGCGACCUUUGGUGAGAAACGUACAAGUUAUUGAACAAAUAACGACUUCGGUUUAAGAAGGGAUGAUUUUGUUAAGGGUAGAUUGUGUUUCGUUUUCACAUUUAAAUUUUGGUUCCAAUCACAAUUAUUGCUCUGCACCUUAUGGGUUCUAAGUAAUGUGAAAGCGAAACACUUACUUUAUUAAUUGAUUGAGUUCUAUCAAUAACAUCCUAUUAUUAUUUGAUAGAUAUUGAUAUUACUACAACUAUAUUACUUUUUUGGACUGAUUAGUUUAAUUACUGCAAAGAUUUCGUAUAUUUUGUCCAAAAACUAUUAUUAAAGCCGCGUUUUCAUAUGAAUUUUUAGGAUAUAUUUUAUUAAAAAAAAAGUCAAUGAUUAUAGUAUUUUAAAAUAAGCGUUUUGGACCAAUCCAGUAGCGAGUAGAUACAUUUGUGUAUAAUAAUUGCUUCUUCUCUUCAAUAUUUACCAAAGAAUUAUCUAAAUUAUUGUAUAAAAUUGAUGAAUAGCAAUAUGCAGCGGUUGUGAUAAAAUAUAAAGAAUGUAAAUAUAAAAAUUCAACUGCAAAAGAAAGUCUUUUUGGGGAACAACUUAAUUAUACACAAAAUUUAUUGUACCAUAUCAAGAGCUUCAGAUAUUAAUGAAAUUUGAUGAUGAAAAAAAUGUACAAAUGUUUUUUUUGCUUAAUUUAAAAUUGAUACCAAAUACACCUUAGGCUAAAAUUUUAGAAUUACUCCUCCUCUUGUACAAUUUUAAACGAAUUGCGUAAAAUAUCUAAAAAUAUAAUGUAAAUACAGAUAGGCCUUUAGAAAAAUAUAUUAUAUAAAAUAAGGGGUGGCGAUCAUUUGACCUUAUCGAGUUGUUGUAUGAAUGCAUAAUAUUGGAAAAGAAGGUAUAGAGUUUUAUCAGCCCUUAAAAGCUAUACAAAGGCUUUAUACCAUAAUGUCAUAAAUUUUUGUUACUUUACGCUUUCAUGUGUCAUAUUCCAAUACAUUUUAUACUGUAACUAGAUAAAAUAGGUAAAACGGUCGUCUACUCUCUUCAAAUAAAACUAUUAUACCUUAUAGGAGAAAAAAUAUUUGCUGUUGGGUAUGUAUUUAUUAAUUAAUUUAUUUACCGUUUUGUUGUGAAAUAUAAUAGAGUUUUUGAGUAGGUUUAUGGUUUGAUUUCAGCAAUUUUUCAAUUUUUUUCAGAAUAUUUCAGUGUAUGGAGUUUGGGGGGUCCCAAAGGACCAUUACGACACAAAAUUUGUACAA